AUGUACGGAGCAUCCUUGGUGAGAAAAGAGGCUACGGUUCUUUUGGCAGAAGUGAUGAACAUUCACAGAGACAGCGAGGCUGUCGUUCCUGUCAGUAUUGUGAACUUUGCUGAUUACAAAAUAUACAAGAAAGGUAGAGCUGACGCAAGAAUGAAAGGAUGUGGGCGUACGAACCGUGCCUCGCGUAUCGUGGGAGGGAAUCUAGUACAGCCUAAUGAGUACCCGUGGCAAGUGGCUCUCUUCAGGAACAACGAAACUGCUCCGUAUUGCGGGGGUUCCAUCAUCUCCGAUACCUGGGUUCUUACGGCUGCUCAUUGCUUGGUCGGAGUCCGUCUAGAAAACCUGGAAGUUGUCAUAGGAGAACACGACUGGUCGACGUCAGACGAGACGAGCAUCACAAGACGAAUAAAACCAAAAUUCAUAGUGCGGCACGAAGGCUUCUCCUUUAGAAAACCUGUAGAACAUGAUAUCGGUCUCGUGGAAUUGGACGAACCACUCGAUUUCCCAGAAGACAAUUCCGUGGCCCCAGUAUGUCUUCCUCGGCCACAUCUGAGUCAUCCGAGGACGAACGCCAUGGUUGUUGGAUGGGGAGCCACAGAGAAUUUUGGCGGCCGUUCGAAAAUCUUGAGAUUUGCCAACGUCAAGACGAUGACCAACGAGGCUUGCCAAGUGCUUGUCGGAUUAACGGGCGGCGUCACUCCCAACACGAUUUGUGCUGGCCAUCUUUUCAGCGGUGAGACCGCCUGCUAUGGCGACUCCGGGGGACCUCUGUUAGCCGAAGGCGAAGGAUGUGGUGGGAACUGUCUGACGAUUAUUGGAAUUGUGUCUUGGGGGGCUUUCUGUAAAAUUGGUGCUCUCCCGACAGUCUAUACAAGAACUAAUCGCUAUCUCGACUGGAUCAACAUGUUCAUCAAGAGAUCAAAUGCCUGCCAAGUUUAGAGUAGAAGAAGCCGAUUUCAACUAGGAUUAACUGAUGGAUUGCUCUAGUAUUAACAAAGGCACCAGAAUAGAAUAGGUGUUUAUAAUCACACACAUUUUAGUGUGCUCAGGGUAAAAAUCACAAUUUUUUAAAGUAAAUUGUAAUUUUCCUAACUAUGCAAACCUGAGGUCCUUUACUAAAGAAUUACUUUUCGCAUAGCUGGAAUUACGGCCGUUAAAUUCUUGAACAAGGUGGUUAGGCAGUAACUACCGUAUGGUAGGCGGGUAGGCCCGCCUGCCUGGAUGUAAACACUCCACUUUGCCUUUCGGCCCAAGUUCAAAUUGAGGGGUGGCAUGAGGUGGGCAUAAAUGUAAAGGACCUCUGGUUUGUAUAGUUAGAAAAAAUACAAUUUACUUUCAAAAAUUGUGAUUUGUUCCUACACGAUAUACAAACCCUCGGUCCUUUACAUAAGGAAGACUCACUGAUUGGUGUGAGGAAUGUGAUUGAGCCUCUAGCACUGACUGGAGUUCUGCACACCUGGGCUAUUCCUCCUAGUCGUAAGAGAGAGGACAAGUGCCGUGCCUCUGACAACUUGAUCGGAUUAUAGGAGCUGCAUGAUCAAGAGUCAGACUUCUGGGCCUUUUCGAAAUGAGUGAGGAAUCGUAACUCAUCCGAAAAAGGACUGGGAAGAAUAUUUUAGAGUCGGAGGCAUUAGUGCAAAGUUCUGGAAAGAUUUUGCAUUAUUGCCAGUCUCCUUCCUCCCCUUGCUAGAGGAAGGAGCAGGAUUGCUUCUAUGAUUCUAAUAAGGAAAAUAGAAAGGAAGCUCGAUGUGACGAGACUUCUUUGGGGGGAGACUACCUUCUCCUUCUUUGGCAGGGAGACUUAGAAGUCGAAGGGGUGGAGGCUGAUGAAAAUAUGAUGAUUCCAAAGAGGAAGAUGACGACACUUGAUGAGCUCUCUUCCUCUUCGACUUCUCCAAAUUCUACAAGAGUUCUUCUACAGGAUGAGGUAUAUUUACCAGCAGGAAUAGAAUUAAUAAUCACAGGGCAGCGGCGAAGGCUUUGUCCAGUGACGUUACUCCAGGAUAGCAGUGGUAAAUUAAUAUAAUUUCCAGCAGGGAAUCAGUACACACUCGAGGACCAAUAUCACAGCAUGCUACGAGUCACAGGUACAAUUCCAAGGUUAGGAAAACCAACGGAAAGAGAUAUCCAACCAUCUACUGCUGUAAUCACUAUCACCACUGUUAGCCUGUAAAAGAAAGAAAAUAUGAUUUAAAGUAAUAAAGAUACUCCUCUCGCAUCCAAGGGCACCGCCCUCCGAAAUGAGAGGAGAUCCCCCAAAACACCAACACCACAUGCCCCCUCUUCUACCUUUGUCCAAUAGCUAGCGAAAGGACAAAGGAGAAGAGGAAUUACCAGAAGAAACAAAGGACAAAUAAAGAUGUUGGCAUACCUUUGCCGCCGACCCUUAACACAAAGUAGAAAGGCAGUUAUCAAGGCUAUCACAAAAAGUGGGUUUGCAUAUUAAUUAUUAAAUUCAAAUAAUUAUUAAUAUCAAACACAUUAUACACAUAUUUAUUCAAAAAAUAAAAAAUUAAAGAUCCCACCGGGAAAAUGAUUAACGGCUAGUCAGCAAGAGCUAACAAAGAUAAGUCUUCAUCGGUAGACGGACGAAAGCAAAGUGGAGUGUUUAUAUCCGGGCAGGCAGAUCUACCCGCCUACCAGACGGUAGUUACUGCCUACCCACCAUGUUCAAGAAUUUCAUGGCUGUAAUUCCAGCUACGUGGAAAGUCAUUCCUUAUGUAAAGGACCGAGGGUUUGUAUAUCGUGUAGGAACAAAUAAAAUUUCAAAUACCUCAAAGGAAAGAUUUUUUUUCAUGUUCUCAUGAGUUCCAUAUGCCACUUUUUUUUCUUUCAACUGACAAAUAGACACUCACAGGUGCAGUCAAGAAUAAUCUGAUAACCUUUAAUCCAAGAUAGAAUAAAUGAUGAUGUUACAGUGUGUGAUGUACGCAUAGAUAUAGUUCAAAUUAGAUUUCUCAAAACAAGGUUUUAAGUUUCGUCUUUCUAUCUGAGAUGAUACAAGGGAUGUGUAGUAGGCUCUCUCUCUCUCUCUCUCUCUCUCUCUCUCUCUCUCUCUCUCUCUCUCUCUCUCUCUCUCUCUCUCUCUCUCUCUCUCUCUCUGCUGUCUAGUACCCUGGUUUCUAUUAUGAAGUUCACUUUGUAAAAGUACAGAAGGCAUCUCUACUGCAAACUUAUUGCUAAGCUCGCCUUUUUAAUAUACUACAGUAGUUCCACGCAGCAAAUUCUUGCAGAAGUGUGCUGCCUUGCCCUACAUUCAGUGCAUCUGUCCUCACAAUCUAAGUCCCAUUGAAGUCUGGUGCUCCUUCAUUUUAUUGAAUGUCAUUAGUUAAGGUUCAUUCUACCAUCCUUUGUUUAGUCGUGCAUUCUUCACUAGGCUGGUCAACAGCACUAUUAGACUUAUGUAAUUGUUCAAAAACUUCCUAUAACCAGUUGAAUUUAGGAAUGAUCUUACUCCCGUCUUGGUCAUUGGUUGUCUGCAUAAAACUUCAUUUCAUCUAAAGUGACCCUGUUUAAAGUUGGCCUUAUGUCUGAGGAAUUCCACUUUGCUCUACCUAUCAUUGUAACAUUUGGAAGGUCAGUCAGUCCUACUUCCUUCUCUCUGGGAUUAGAUCAUUGAGUCCUACAGUGUGCUCUUCCUAUGAGACAUGGUGAGUCAAGAUGUCAUCCAGAAAAUGGUCUGUACUCCUGGCUCGUACUGGGCAUCGCUGCGGAGUUGAUUAAUCCAAACAGCAAUUUCUUGAACUGGUAACUCAACUUAAACCGUGAAUGUUCUCUUCUUUGAUGCUUCUUCCAUCAGGAUCUGAUAAUGUCUAUUGCUCAAGUCUAACCUUUGGGAAAAAUCAAUUGUUACAAAGUUUCACCAUCAUAGCCGUGGGCUUUCCUGUGGGUUCGCAGUUGCAUUCAGUAGAUGGUAGUCAACGCAGAACCUGUUUGAUCCACCCUUCUUCCUCAAUAUCACUACUGGCAUACACUAAGCCGAAGCUUCCAUCGAGAUCUCUUUGUCUUUCUGGAUUUGUUCCCUGGUAGCAUAUGAGAAGGGACACAUCUUUACUCAAACACGCUGCUCUGUCAUCACUUUGAUAAGUUGUUCUCCCAGGGAAGACCUUCUUGGGUUGCUGGUGUAGACGUCUUGGUAUUCCUCCAGCAACUGCAACACCUGAUCCUCCUGAUGCUUGCUUAAGUUGCUACUAAUAGCGACAUCUCCAUACAUCUAUUCUUCUUCUGCAACUGAAGUUCCAACCAGUUCCUUCAUGGUGGUUGCAUUCAGGCAUCUCCCUUCUCUGAAUGUAGCUGCUGCCACUGCUCACUCUCAUGGUAGCCAGUCAAGGUGUUUGCAUGAAAUGUCUUCAGUUUUCUGGCACCAUCAAUUUUAUAGCACAUACAGUUAACACUUCCUUGACUUCAUAAGGCCUUCUCCAUGCAGCAUGCCUGUUUGCCUCUGUUGGUAGUAACACUGGCACUUUCUGUCCCGCCUUACCCCUUAUCAUUCCAUGGACUAGCUGUACUAGAUGUCAAUCUUGUGUUCCUACUAUUUUGUGUACCUACUUCUUGGUAUUAAAUUUAUCCUUUAUGUAUAUCAGUGCUCCUAUAAUUCAUAAUUAUCAACUUUAUUCUUUUAUAUAGUUAAUACUUAAUCCCUUCCAUCCUAAAUCACCUCUGCCUGAUAAAUAAAAUCACAAUAUUUCCGUUUCUCACUUCCUCCUGGCCUAGUUCAGUGGCUAUAGGUAGUGAUACAGAGCUCUACCUUGCCUGCCAGCUUCCAAGGUCAUCCUUUAAAAUAGCUUUGUCAAAAAACUGUUUAGACAGUACAUCUGAAAUAUUAGACUGCUUUGGCACUUGCUCUUCAAAGGAUACCUAAUAGACAUCGAAGGCAGUGACGAAAAUUAAGAUGCAUGAUAAUAAGGUUACGAUGAACAAGGAAAACAAUGUUUGUUUGAUAUCAUCAUUUUCUCGCGAUCUUAAAUGGAAAAAUAAAGUCUGCAAUAGUAUGUAUGUAUAUUGCUAUAUACAAGAAACUUUCGCCAACUUGAUCAGUUGGCCUCUUCAGCCUGAAUAAACAUAGAAAUAAUAUUACUUACAUGAAAACAUCCAUCUUUGAAAAAUGGAAGUGAUAAAACAGCUAGCUAUUCUCUCAGGUAACUCCAGAAUUGUUCACUAGUCUAUCAGCAAUUCUCUGGGAACGCCAUGGCACAGUAGAGGCUGGUAUAUUUAGGUAGGUUUACGCGUACGCACUUUUUUGUUACGGGCAGUUACGGUGUGGCUCCGCAAGAAGCCACCAGAAAGCGCACCAAAAGAUAAGGACAGCGCUGGCGGUGUUUGGCUCGGUCCGCCAAAGUCGUACGGAGCCGCCGGGUUUUUAAACUUUUUCAAAAUCUUGCACGGCGUCUGGCGGCCUGAUGAAGUCGCACGAAACCGUAAGUGGUGUGGCAUGGCGCCGCAACAAAAGAGGUAAGAACCCACACAGGUCGCACAGUGCCGCACCCCACUGCACCAUGUGCGGCCUAGUGUGGGUUCAUACCUCCCGUGUGGGAGUGUUACGGCGUGAUGUUACAGCGGCGUAUGGUGCCCUUACGGCGCCUUCAUACACGAUUAAUACAUGGCGCGCGCAUGUUGCGGGGUGUGCAGCGUGCAUGCGGCGUGUUAUGGCACCUCCCUAGAACAAUGACCCCGACACAACGGAGUGAUACAAUAACACGAACAAUGUAUAAAUAAAUACACAAUUUUUUUCCUACUAAUAAAUGUUUUUGU
This is a messenger RNA of Macrobrachium nipponense, 5751 nucleotides long. RefSeq names its product trypsin-1-like. The record is from RefSeq and is a predicted model, not a curated record. NCBI's taxonomy places the organism in Eukaryota, Metazoa, Arthropoda, Malacostraca, Decapoda, Palaemonidae. The coding region runs from base 1 to 939 and encodes 312 amino acids. Gene Ontology annotation, biological process: proteolysis. The transcript is spliced from 8 exons. Gene Ontology annotation, molecular function: serine-type endopeptidase activity.